CUAUUGUGUGGUGAAAUCACUUGUAAUUACAAUUCUUGGUGUUGAUGUUUAGAUUUCGCGAAUUAGAUUACAAAUUUCUCUUUCUGUAAUUGACGAGAAUUGUUAUUGUGUGUAGUACUUCAACAUUUUCACGUCAUCAAGCUACAUUUAGCUUAGAAUCGAAAUGGGGGCUGCUUUAGCUCUCUGUUCAGCAACACAGUGUGCAGCUUGCUGUGGGAGUGCAGCUUGCUCCAUGUGUUGUGCGGCAUGUCCAUCCUGUCGAAAUUCCACUUCAUCACGUUUGAUGUAUGCUUUUAUGCUGCUGCUGGGUACAGUGGUAUCUUGCAUCAUGUUAUCUCCCGGACUCCAAGAUCUACUAGAGAAGAUACCGUUUUGUAAGGACUCUGUAAAGGAGUCAGUGUUUGACUCAGUGACGAACAAAUUUUCCUUCAAUUGUCAGGAUACAUUUGUAGGAUACUUGGCAGUUUAUCGUCUAAGCUUUGCUCUUUGUGUGUUCUUUUUAUUCAUGGCAUUAAUCAUGGUUGGAGUGAGAAGUUCAAGAGAUCCACGAGCUGGAAUACAGAAUGGGUUCUGGGGGCUGAAAUUCCUCAUAGUUAUAGGAAUAGCUAUCGGUUCAUUUUUCAUCCCACAAGGUACCUUCUUUGGGUCGGUUUGGAUGUACUUUGGUAUGAUAGGAGGAUUCAUGUUUAUAUUGAUUCAGCUAAUCCUGAUUGUUGAUUUUGCUCAUACGUGGGCCGAAUCGUGGGUAGAGAAAUACGAAGAAAAUGAGAGCAGGGGCUGGUAUGCUGCACUCGUAGGGGCCACAUUAACAAUGUAUGGUUUAGUGAUUGCUGGAGUAGUUUUGCUAUUUAUUUUCUUUUCCAAGUCUGGAGAUUGUGGAUUGAACAAAUUUUUCAUUUCAUUCAACUUGAUCCUAUGUGUGGUUAUCAGCGUUAUCUCGAUUAUGCCAUCUGUCCAAGAAAAAUUGCCUAGGUCAGGACUUCUACAAUCAGCUAUUGUGUCCUUGUAUGUUAUUUAUUUGACCUGGUCUGCCCUGUCUAACUCUCCAGAUACAGAAUGUAACCCUGGUAUUUUAAACAUUGUUACUGGAGGGAAAAAGAAUACAGGAUCUUUUGACACUGAAAGUAUAAUUGGUUUGGCUAUUUGGACAUGUUGUGUAUUAUAUUCAUCACUCAGAACUGCAAGUAACUCUUCUAAGAUUACUGGCUCUGACAAUAUUUUGGUUAAAGAUACAGGAGAUAGUGGCUAUAACCCUAUCAUAGGUAAUACUGAUCAUAAUGACGAGGAAAAAGGAAAUAACAAAGUGUGGGACAACGAGGAGGAAGGAACUGCUUAUUCUUGGAGCUUUUUCCAUGUUAUGUUUGCAUUGGCCACCUUAUAUGUGAUGAUGACUCUGACAAAUUGGUAUAGCCCCAACUCUUCUCUGAAAACUUUGCAUGCCAAUUAUGCUUCGAUGUGGGUGAAAAUUACAUCAAGUUGGCUCUGUAUAGCACUGUAUGGUUGGAGUUUAUUGGCACCUUUAAUUCUUAGUGAUCGUGAGUUUUAAAAGUGAAAUAAUUGUAUGUGUAAUCACUGAAUAUUAAAUUUCUAUUCAUCAGCUUUAAAUUCAUAUUUUGUAUUCUACAGAAAAAAUGCUUUGAAUAAAUAUGUAUAUAUCUAAGAACUGAAUGUGUAGUUUUAUAGUAAUUUUUGUUUUGUGAUCAAGGUUGGUAAUAACUUUAGGAUAAUAUCCAAUAAAACACUAACAGAAAAA
This is a messenger RNA of Coccinella septempunctata (seven-spotted ladybird), 1753 nucleotides long. It is a transcript of the gene TMS1, whose product is annotated as probable serine incorporator. Gene Ontology annotation, cellular component: membrane. NCBI's taxonomy places the organism in Eukaryota, Metazoa, Arthropoda, Insecta, Coleoptera, Coccinellidae. Bases 164 to 1546 code for a protein of 460 amino acids. The record is from RefSeq and is a predicted model, not a curated record. The transcript is spliced from 8 exons.